GACGUCGCUGAGGAAACAAAUCUUGGUUCAGUCGUGUCGUGUGGGUAAUAUCUGUCAAAAGAACAUCACAAAGAUGCUUCGAAGAACAAGAACAGCAAAGAUGUAUAAAGAGCCAACAACGGAUGAUGAAUCCGAUGACAUGCAAUCAAAAAGAUGACCGUGCAGAGCCAGAGGAAUGGUUACCAAAUUUGAAUCAAGACAAAACGAAAGGAAGACGCCAGAAGGGAAAAGAUGCGAUGGCUGAAAAGAAACCAGUCACCAAGAGGGUGGCCAAACCUAAAGAGCCAAAACCUAAAGCUGAGAGGAAGCCAAGAGCUGUACGGGUUCCUAAAGGGAAGAAGCAGCCUAAUACAGAGCAACAAAUUGAGGUUGCAAGUAUAAUGAACCCUGACUCACAGCAGCAUGUGACAGUUAAAGAGGAGAGGUUAUCCAUCAACUUGAGCAGAGAGUUCAGUAAUAACGCAGCUAUCCUAGGAGAUAUGCCAGAUGAAGGUCCAUCAUCCAGCCAACAUCUUUCCAAAGUAAAAAAAGAGGAGCCAGAGAACAGCUUCACAUUCGAGGAACCUGCUAAGAAGAAGCAGAGGACCACAAAUGCCCCUCAGGGAAGGCCGAUUAAAUUAAAAUCGGGAAAUCCCUGUGUGGAGGAAAUGCAGAUGAAUUGGAAUCCCAUUCAGGUUCUUGCUGUGAAGACGGGUGUGGAGCAGUGGGUAUGUGAGAACAUUGCACAGCUCUUUCAGGAGGAGAACACUAUUCCCUUCAUUGUGCGCUAUAGAAAGGAGAUGAUCAACCAUAUGGAUGCAGAUGCUGUUCGAGAUGUGCAGCUCACUCUGGAAGAGCUACGGUCAGUGGCAAAGAAGAGCAGGUCUGUUGCUCAAACGCUAAAGAAGGAGGGAGUUCUUACUUUAGAGCUGGAAAUGGCUCUGAAGAACUGCACAUCAGCUGAUGAAAUAGACCAUGUGUAUGCACCUUAUAAAAAGGGCAGUAAGUUGUCCAAGGCCCGGCGUGCUAAGGAGCUAGGGCUGGAACCUGUUGUACAGGCUCUGCUUCAGGCCCCACAGUCACUGGACCUGCAGUCCAGAAUCCAGCCCAACACAAAGGGGUUGUCGACCCUGGAAGAGGUGGCCACAGGUGUGCAGGAGAUUCUGGCAGAUAUGAUUGCUAAGGACAAAGAGACUCUCACCUAUGUCCAAGCACAGUGUGACAGGGCUGCAGUGACCAUUCACUCGUCAGUGUCUAAAACAGCCCUUAAAGAACAGCAACAGGAGCAAGGCAAUCAGAAGAGUAAACCAAAGGACAUUGCCAAGUUCAGCCUGUACACUGACUUCACCUGUGACAUCCAGCGUAUUCAGCACCAUCAGACGUUAGCCAUUAACCGUGGGGAGAAUCUGAAGAUUCUGACAGUGAAGGUCAACAUCCCCGACUGGGUGAAGAAUGACUUCUGUAGGUGGUGCGUCAACGUCAGGUGGAGGCCACAAGGAUUUGCACGGCCAGAACUGAUGACGAUUUUGAAGAAUGCUACUGAGGAAUCCUAUAAGAGAUUCAUUCUACCCUUUCUCAGCCGAGGCUAUAGGACUAAGUUAACUGCUAGUGCAGAAAAAGAGUCUGUAGCCAUGUUUGUUCGUAAUCUUCGUCAGCGGCUUCUGAUGUGUCCUGUGCGUGGGAGGGUCAUCAUGGGAGUGGACCCAGGAUUUCACCACGGCUGCAAACUGGCCAUCCUUUCCCCAACCAGUCAGAUACUACACACAGAUGUGGUGUACCUGCAUAGCUCUGCAAAAUAUAAAGAGGCCGACAGACUGCGUCACCUUCUGCUUAAACAUGGUUGUCAGACCAUUGUCAUAGGAAAUGGCAAAGCAUGUAGAGAGACCGAAGCCUUCUUUACAGACCUAAUUAAACAGUGCUUCUUCCACCCACUGGAUGUGUCCUACUGUAUAACAGAUGAAGCAGGAGCGUCCAUCUACAGCGUGAGUCCUGAGGCUGUAAAAGAGAUGCCUGACAUGGAUCCUAACUUAAGGAGUGCAGUGUCCAUAGGGAGGCGUGUUCAGGACCCUUUAGCAGAGCUAAUUAAGAUUGACCCCAAACAUAUUGGCAUCGGCACAUACCAGCACGAUGUGUCACAGAGUUUGCUGAGGGCAGCGCUGGAUGGGGUGGUGCAGGAGUGUGUGAGCUUCGUGGGAGUGGACAUCAACAUCUGUUCAGAGACGCUGAUGAGGCAUGUUGCAGGUCUGAAUGCAGGGCGAGCACGCAGUAUAAUGGAGUGGAGAGAAAAGAAUGGACCUUUUUUCAACAGAGAGCAGCUGAAACUGGUCAAAGGCCUCGGUCCCAAGAGCUUUCAGCAGUGUGCUGGCUUCAUAAGGGUCAAUCCAGAGACUGUACGAAGUUACGGCUGUGGAGGAAACCAAGACCUUGAAGUUCCUCCGAAACAGACAGUUGAGAAAAAAAAAGUCAAGGCCUCUGUUAGCAUCCCUAACCAGUUUAACCCACUGGACCAGACCUGCAUCCACCCUGAAUCGUACAGUAUCACCCUGAGGUUCUUGUCUCAAAUAGAAAGCAGUUUGGAUCAGAUGGGCAGUGUUGUGCUGAGGCAGAGGGUUGAAAGCAGUGUUAAGAGCAGUAGUCUGGAUGUUUUGGCCAAAUCUCUGGACACCACACCUGAGACUCUACAACUCAUUGUGGACGGACUCACUCAGCCACCUGGCUUUGACAUUCGUCAGGAUUUUGAGCAGGCCGACUUCAAGCGAGAAAUUGUUUCCAUGAGUGACCUGCGUGAGGACAUGGUUCUAACAGGGCGUGUAACAAACACUGCUUUAUUUGGAGCCUUUGUGGACAUUGGAGUUGGGCGUUCUGGUCUUAUCCCAAAGCGUUACAUCACUCCCGAUAAACUUCCUGUUGACCAGAGGCGACGAAGCCUAGCUCUUGGUCCAGGUGAACGUGUAGAGGUGCGUGUUCUAAAUGUGGAUCUUCAACGGAAUCGGAUCAGUCUCGACCUCAUAAGGGUUCUCCAUUAGUUAUUUAAAUAGCAAAAGCAUACUGAAUAUGGACUAAUAGACAAUGGACCAUUUGUCAUAUCUGCUUUUAUGUUAUGACUAUUUAAUAUUUUGUUUAAGGAAUUUUUUGUGUUCAGUAUAAGUUAAGCUCAAUAGACAGCAUUUGUGGCAUAAUUUAUUUUGACUUGCUCCUUGUUUUCUUUAAAAAAAAAAGCAAAAAUCUGGGUUCCAGUGAGGCACGUACAAUGGAAGUGAACGGGGGCCAAUUUUUGAAUGUAAAAUACUCACUGUUUCAAAAGUAUAGACACAAGACAUAAACAAUAUGCAUGUUAACAUGAUUUUAGUGUGAUAAAAUCACUUACUAACCUCUUCUGUGUAAAGUUAAAGCCAAUUUUACAACUUCACUAUACCAUGAUGAUGUAAUGUCAACAAACCCUAAAACGACUGUAAAAUGUAAUGAACCUUUUCCAUUUAUUUCUCUGUACCCAGGUCUCAAAUAGACAACUUUAACAAUUUAAACAACUUUACAGCUCAAAUAAUACAUGAGUUUUAACAGUAAGUGCUUUUAUAAAAUUAUAAGCUUCACAUUUCUGCUUUUAAACCCUCCAAAAAUUGUAUGUAACUGCCUUACUGUAACCUCGAUUUUUGCUUUUUUGAAAGAAAUGGACAGAUGAGUCGAAAUUAGUGGUAAUCAAUAUUAUGCCACAAAUGCUUAUGACUGAGAUUAACUUAUAUUGAAUAUGGAAUAUUCUUUUAAGUAUUUGAUUAUGACAAUUGAAGAUUUUGCCAUAAAGCUUCCAUGCUGAAAAGAUGCAAUUACUCAAAUUUCUAAUGUUAGAAAUGUUUUUUGGACUUUAGUCAAAUUUCUCACGUAUAAAGCCGUAAAUAAUAUUAUUGGUUUUGUAUUGAAUAUGUAUUAUGUUUUUCAUGUCUGAUGACUCCCUUAUUUAACCUCAUACAUUCUGUUCUUUUUAAGAUGCUGUUCUUUUAUUUAGUUUCACCUUUAACCUGCUGUAACUUUAGUUUUCAAAACAUUCAAUAAAGUAAUGUUGUGAUUUGUGAAAGAUGACAGGAUUUUAAUUGAAAUAAAAGUAUUGAUGUGUUUUAAGGUUUAGUUACAGAGUUCUAAAUGUACAGGGUUCUUACGUUGCUGGAAAACCUUUGAGAAUCUAGGAGUUUCUUUGGGGGGGGGGGGGUGAUUUCCAGUACUGAAAAAAUAUUACAAAUGAAAAAAAUCUGGAAAUUUCUAUAGUGAAUAUACAAUUGUUAUGCUUAAAUAUUUUGCCAAGAAGAAAUCGCUCUUUGACAGUGCAGUCUCCAUAAAAAUAUUUACAAAAUCAGUCAUCAUGGUAGUAAAAGUAAUGGAAAUUCAACAGUCAAGUAUGGGAGUUCUGUAUGCAGAGAAAAUAAUUUGAAUUGAAAUGGGAAGGGGAGAUGGUGGUCUCUAUGGUUUCUAUAUUUUUUAUCAUGAUGACGCUUGAAGUUAAAUUAACCACAGAACUCUGGUGGGAAGAAAACUGAAUGCUAUUUAUAGACUGUUUUGUGUAGUUAAAAUUAUUAUUAACCUUCUGUUUUUGUCAUGAAGACAUUGCUCUUUUGAUAUUUCUUUCUCUAUUACUGUAGUUUCAAAUCUUCUAGUACAUCAUAAUUUUGAUGCCUGAGGAGGCUCAUGAUUUGACACAAUUAUACCAAUUGGAUGCUGUUGCUAUAGAACCAUCAGGAUGCAGCAACAGUCACAGAUGUUACCCCACAAAUCUCAAGCCUGUUUGAUUGACAGCCACUUAUCAGCCAGAGAGGAGGGGGGUUGUAAAAGCAGCUGCCACAUUGCAAUAUGACUAGAGGCCAUGGGGAAAAACUAAACCUAAUUAUCCUAGGCUAGCCACGUGCUAAUGAGCUACUUCAAAAUGAAUCCCAUACUCCCUCGUCUCUAUUAUCUAAUCUGUUUGUUUAUAUGACACAAAUAAAGAAAUGGAAAAAUAAGAAACCUGAUGUGCCCUGAGCGCUUAACACAAACCACAGGGAGAGAAUUCCAAAUGAGUGUACGAUAUUUGCAUUUGGGAUGUUGCUUUGUAUUACAGAAGUCUCAUCAGAACUAAGUUUCAGUGAAGGGAUAUGGCUUUGGUGUAUGUUCAAUUGAAUUGUGUUGGAUGAGUAUUGGAUUGUGCAUUGUUUUUAUUAAACCGUUCUGAUGUAAUAAAUCCGUAA
Molecule: messenger RNA, 5189 nt
Organism: Xyrauchen texanus (razorback sucker)
Lineage: Eukaryota; Metazoa; Chordata; Actinopteri; Cypriniformes; Catostomidae
Product: S1 RNA-binding domain-containing protein 1-like
Exons: 21
Coding region: 123-3005 (960 amino acids)
Biological process (GO): translation; nucleobase-containing compound metabolic process
Molecular function (GO): mRNA binding; structural constituent of ribosome
Source: RefSeq, a predicted model, not a curated record